AUGCUGUCCACAUUAAUAUUUUUCCUACUUCUAUUGCUUAGGCAAACAUUUUCAGCAGUAAUAGAAACUCCCAAAGAACUUUCUCUUCAUAAACGAGAGACUGAAAUAUGUCAAACUGUCACGAAUGGUUGUCCAAAUCUCAAUUUCGAUUUCAAAUCAAAAUGUACCAAUACAUUGAAAUACGACUUAAAGAUACUGAAUGUAGAAUGGUUACAUGAAAAUCUAUAUCAAAUUACUAUUAACGUAAAAGGUGAAAAACAAAUCCCAUUAAAAUAUUUAUAUUCAUUAAAGAUCAUUGAAGUGGAUGGUCCUCAAGGAACAGUCCAAUUAUAUGGUAAAAAUGAAAAUACCUACCUCAUUGAUAAUCCAACUGAUUUUACGGCUACGUUUCAAAUUUAUGGUGGAUCUCCAAGGGACAGGUGUGAUAUCUGGCUACCAAAUUUCCAAAUUCAAUAUGAAUAUUUACAAGGUGAUGCUGCUCAAUAUGCAGAUACAUGGGAAUGGGGCACCACAGCAUUCGAUUUAAUUUCAGGUUGUAACAACUUCGAUAAUAUGGGGAACUCUCAAACUGAUUUCCCAGGAUAUUAUUGGAAAAUCAACUGUGAUGAUAGGUGUCACAUAUUGGUUAUUUCCACAACUAUUACCUCCUCUCCAACUUCAUCAAAGGUACCAGUGACAAGUACACGUAAUAUACAUUGGUCGUUCUCCUCAUCAAUUUUCAAACCUUACCCCAAUUCAACCUUUAUAUCCCAUUUGUCUUCUUCAACAACUCCAGUCAUUCACAGUACAUGGCUUUUAGCAUCUUCAACAACAGAAACUGAGCCAGCUUUGACAACUACCUCAGCAACAAGUACAGAUACCACUCUACAAUUUUCCACUACAACAAGUACCGUUACAUCAUUGGCAGCGGUUACCACAACUAGUCACUGUUUAUCUUCAACAUUACCUACUGGCUUUCUAUCAAUUUCGGACACUACUAGUCACUGGUCAUCUUCAACACUACCUACUGGCUUUCUAUCAAUUUCGAACACUACUAGUCACUGGUCAUCUUCAACACUACCUACUAGCUUUCUAUUGACGUCAAACACAACCAGUCACUGGUCAUCUUCAACACUGCCUACUGGCUUUCUAUUGACGUCGAACACAACCAGUCACCGGUCAUCUUCAACAUUACCUACUGGCUACCUAUUGACGUCGAACACAACUAGUGUUUCGAUUCCCAUCUUACCCUCAACAACUACCACUAUAAAUACCACUGCAAAUACAACUACAUAUUCAAUAACAAUCAACACAAUUCCAAAUACAUUUUCAAGUGCUACGAACAUAAUCUCAACUAUAUCACCAACCACUUCGCCAACGAGCACGUUUAAAUAUCAAACUAGAACAACAUCCACGUUAACCAUGACACAACCAACUUCCAAUGUGAUACCACCAGUUACUCCAAAUAGUAUCUCUGAAUAUCUUGGUAAAGGUAAUAUUCUUAAUAGUGGUAAGAUCACAUGGCUAAUAGAUGCUGCAUUUAUUUUUAUUUUUAACGUCAUUUAA
Molecule: messenger RNA, 1545 nt
Organism: Naumovozyma dairenensis CBS 421
Lineage: Eukaryota; Fungi; Ascomycota; Saccharomycetes; Saccharomycetales; Saccharomycetaceae
Exons: 1
Coding region: 1-1545 (514 amino acids)
Source: RefSeq, a predicted model, not a curated record